Molecule: messenger RNA, 1817 nt
Organism: Lagopus muta (rock ptarmigan)
Lineage: Eukaryota; Metazoa; Chordata; Aves; Galliformes; Phasianidae
Gene: CAPZA1
Product: capping actin protein of muscle Z-line subunit alpha 1
Exons: 10
Coding region: 83-943 (286 amino acids)
Biological process (GO): barbed-end actin filament capping; actin cytoskeleton organization
Cellular component (GO): F-actin capping protein complex; actin cortical patch
Molecular function (GO): actin filament binding
Source: RefSeq, a predicted model, not a curated record
CGGUCCAGCCCCGGCUACGGCGCCCGGUGCGGGACUCCCGGCGUGCUCCGCGCGGGGCCGGGCCGGGCCCAGAGCUGCCAAAAUGGCCGACUUCGAGGACCGGGUGUCGGACGAGGAGAAGGUGCGUAUAGCUGCAAAAUUCAUCACUCAUGCCCCUCCUGGAGAAUUUAAUGAAGUAUUCAAUGAUGUCCGGUUAUUGCUUAACAACGACAAUCUUCUCAGGGAAGGAGCAGCACAUGCAUUUGCACAGUAUAACAUGGAUCAGUUCACUCCGGUGAAGAUAGAAGGCUAUGAUGAUCAGGUCUUAAUCACAGAACACGGUGAUCUGGGCAACGGCAGAUUUUUAGACCCAAGAAACAAAAUCUCUUUCAAGUUUGAUCACUUAAGGAAGGAAGCCAGCGACCCCCAGCCUGAGGACACAGAAUCAGCUUUAAAACAAUGGAGAGAUGCCUGUGACAGUGCACUGAGAGCUUAUGUGAAAGAUCAUUACCCCAAUGGCUUCUGCACUGUUUAUGGUAAAUCUAUAGAUGGACAGCAGACAAUUAUUGCCUGUAUUGAGAGCCAUCAGUUCCAGCCCAAAAAUUUCUGGAAUGGUCGCUGGAGAUCAGAAUGGAAGUUUACCAUCACACCACCAACAGCUCAGGUGGCUGCAGUGCUCAAGAUCCAGGUUCAUUAUUAUGAAGAUGGUAACGUUCAGCUGGUUAGUCACAAAGACAUCCAGGACUCUGUACAGGUUUCAAGCGACGUUCAGACAGCUAAAGAAUUUAUUAAGAUAAUAGAAAAUGCAGAAAAUGAGUACCAGACAGCAAUCAGUGAGAACUACCAGACAAUGUCAGACACCACCUUCAAAGCCUUACGCCGGCAGCUGCCUGUCACCCGCACCAAGAUCGACUGGAACAAAAUCCUCAGCUACAAGAUUGGCAAAGAGAUGCAGAAUGCUUAAGGUGGAAAUAAGGAGCUGUAUGAAAUGUUUGUGUGCAAAACAAAAAACGAAACAAAUGUGGUCCUAUGCCAAGUAGAUGGUUUCUAAACCAGUGCAGCAUAUUUCUAGGGCUUUCAAAGUUGACAGGUUUUCUAGCCUGAGAGAGAACUGUGGAACAAAUAGCAUUGUCUUUGUGUUUUGUGUUUCCUGCCACGUAAGCUUCCUCUUGUGAUUGCAUAUACUGAUAGGUCAUUUUAAUUAAACCACAUUCAUGGUUCAGAAGUGUAGCUGUUUUCAAUCACUAAUUGUAAUGGUUGGAAAACUGCCUAGCUGCAAAAGCCCUAUUAUAAAUACAUCUGAGGGUGCAGGGCAUUUCCUUCACCUGUGUACAGCACUCCAGGUACUCCAGUAAGUUCAUCCAAUCUGCCAACAGCUCAAGGCACUGUGCUGCAAGUUGUAAUAAUGCAGACACAGUAAGUGCUCCCAAGCAUCCUUGCUACUGACCUCCACAAAGCAAAAGCCUGUAGGCCUGGAUUUUACUACACAUAACGAGUUUACAGUAACCAUUACAGAAAUUCCUGCACAGCUAGCUCUUCCAGGGGCUUUUUUUCCCCUCCAACCUGAAGAUUUGAGCCACGUUCCCUUAGAAGUGAACAUUUUUGCUCUCCCUUAUGUAUGUACAGUUAUCAGACAUCUGCAUUUUUAGAGAACUCUGAGUCAGGUCGCUGCUGAUCUGUGGAGACUGGAUUAGAUUAAAAAUGCAAAUGUCUGCAAAAUAGGGAUGUUGUGCUUUAAUGCUUUGUGGCAGGUUCAUAACAUUUGUAUCACAGGUGUAUGGAUGGAUAGCAUACAAAAUAAAUAAACUUGAACCAAAGUGGGAGGAACAACUUUUCCA